Molecule: messenger RNA, 981 nt
Organism: Plasmodium adleri (nom. inval.)
Lineage: Eukaryota; Apicomplexa; Aconoidasida; Haemosporida; Plasmodiidae
Product: conserved Plasmodium protein, unknown function
Exons: 2
Coding region: 1-981 (326 amino acids)
Source: RefSeq, a predicted model, not a curated record
AUGAGUAAUAUUAUUUUAGAAAAAAAGGAACAUUCGAAAAAUUUUAAGAAAUUCAAAAAGGUUGUAAAGAAGAAUGCAAAUGAUAAGACUGAAAAUGUUUAUUCAAAGAAAGGAUAUAAAUCAAAGGAUGAUAUAAAUUUAGUUAACCAUAUUAGCAAUAGGAAAAAAAAUAAUAUCAUGAGUAAAAUAAACAAAACAGCUUCAACAAAAAUUUAUAUUAAUAAAAAAGGUAUUUCUAAUAAUGAAAAUAGAAAUAAUGAAUUAAUUAAAUAUGCUACUGAUAUUAUAUCUUUAUUUGAUAAUAAUAAAGAGGAAGUAAGAAACGAAAGUGACAACAAUUUGAAUAUAGUUUAUAAAAAUCAUGAAGAAAUUGGAGCUUUUUCAAAUAAGAAUAUAAAGAAUACAUCAGAAACGUUAAAUUGUUUCAAUGAAUCAAAACAGAUAAAUUCCUUUGAAUUUUCUUUAGAAAUAAAUAAUGAAAAUAAUUAUCAUUUAUCAAAACAUGUAAAGGAAUUAAUAAAUUAUACGAGUAACUCUGAGCCAUAUUUUAGUGACACCGAAUUUAUUUCUGAAAAUAAUAAAAGUAAUAAUAAAUCAAAUGAAAGAACGAAAAAGAAGAAAAUGACAAAGUUCAAAGAAACGUUUAAAAACAAAAAAUAUAAAAAGGAAAAAGAAAAUAUAAUUAUUGAUUAUAAUACAGAUAUUAUAUAUAAAAAUUUAGAUAAUUUAAAAUCUUUAUACCAAGGAGUACAUGAAUCAACAUCUUUCUGUAUGACGAAAUUGAUGAAUAGUAGAAUACAUGUUCAGAAAAAUAUAGCAAAAUAUGAUGAUAUCUUAUCAGAACAUAGUGAGAAUAUAUUAAACAAAUUUGAUAUCUUCAUUGAAGAAGAUGUGAAAGAUGUUCAUGAGUCCAGAUCUGUUUAUAUUGAUCAAAUAUGCGAAUGUUUUACUUACAUUAUGUCUAUCACAUUAACCAAAUGA